AUGGCUAAAGGUGGAGGUGGUUCUGGUUCUGGUACCGAUGGAAGGGCCGAGUACGUCACCGACUACGUCUACACCACCGUCUCCAACGGAGCCAUCGGCGGUCGGAGUGCACGGUCAUACACCCUCGAAGGUCGAUUCCAGGCUAUCGCAGACAUUCUACAGAAAGACGAUUACGUCGUGAUCGAGUUCAGACAUAACGACGGGGGGCCAUUAUCCAAUGAUAAUGGUCAAUGCUGCGGAGUUGUUUGUGAGAAGGGGGCCCAUGUCUUGAUAUGUAGCGAGACGUCGAACAAUGUGUGGGAAACAGGGGAGUAUGAAUACUCGCCUUCGCGUUUUGUUGAUUAUGCACGGUUGGCGGCGGAGGUCACUGGAGUUGAUUAUGUGGAUCAUGGAGGCUAUGUGGCAAAUGCGUAUAAGUUGCUGGGGGAGGACAUGGUCAAUUCGUUUUAUCCCAAGGAUCACGCUCAUAAGAGCCCUGAGGGCGCAAAUAUCGCAGCUCAAGCAUUCCUGAAGGCUGUGGCGGAUAGUGAUGCGGCCCUGAAAGAGGCCCUGACCACUGAUUUUUGA
Molecule: messenger RNA, 567 nt
Organism: Aspergillus tanneri
Lineage: Eukaryota; Fungi; Ascomycota; Eurotiomycetes; Eurotiales; Aspergillaceae
Product: rhamnogalacturonan acetylesterase RgaE
Exons: 3
Coding region: 1-567 (188 amino acids)
Molecular function (GO): hydrolase activity
Source: RefSeq, a predicted model, not a curated record